AUGCUGGUGACCUAUUUGGAAGCCAGCCGGGACCUUUGCGAGACGGACUCGAUUCUCUUUGGCGCCGCAGUGGCAGUUUGCCGUAUUAUUGGCGCCAAACUUCCCAUGGCUGGACGCGCUACUACACAAAGUAACGCCAUCCCAGCCUGGAGGAAAAGAAUCGAGGACCGUAUCGCAAAGGCAAGGGCCCUUAUCGGCAGACUGACAAGCUUCAGGUCGGGUAAUAAUAGACCGAGGAUUAUGCGCACCGUUAGGAUGGCGUUUGCUGGGACAAAUAUCAGUUUGUCCCAGCCGGAUAUCACGCAGAAAAUAACGGAGCGCAUAGACGACCUGAAGGAAAAGAUCGCUGCUUGGGGGAAGCGGAUUCGACGAUUUUCCGAGGGGUCAAGGCGGUUCAACCAGAAUCGUCUCUUCCAGAGUGAUCAGAAGAGGCUCUAUAAAUUAUUGGAGCGACCAAAGGUAUGUGUAGCGGGCCAAGGACCGGAUCAGGCUGACAUUAUCGCAUUCUGGCGUGGCCUGUGGUCAGAGCCCGUAAACCACAGUGAGGGCCUUUGGAUGGAAGUUGUCGCGAGCCAGGGUGCGAGUGUUACGCCUAUGGACCCCAUCACCAUAACGCCAGAAGACGUGGCUGAGGCGGUCCGUAGGGCCCCGAACUGGAAAAGUCCGGGGCUCGACGGGCUGCAUCAUUACUGGCUGAAGGGGUUCGUAGUGUGUCACGCUGUGCUCGCCCGACAGUUUCAAGAGGCUCUCGACCAGAAGUCACUCCCGAGCCUCUUCACUACUGGGAUCACUCACUUGGUUCCUAAAGAUCAAGAUACCACAGACCCGAGCAAAUACCGCCCCAUCACAUUCCUUCUGGCGGAUUCGUCUGUUAUGCAUGCUGGGUUGCAGCGUGUAGAAAUGCAAAGAGCUACUAAUGUUGAGGAAGGGCAUCAAAAUCCAGGACUUUCAUAUCAACAUUAUGAAGCUGACUGUGUGUGA
Molecule: messenger RNA, 981 nt
Organism: Parnassius apollo (apollo)
Lineage: Eukaryota; Metazoa; Arthropoda; Insecta; Lepidoptera; Papilionidae
Source: the annotation of a GenBank genome assembly